ACAACCCAUUUGGUUUAAUGAGGAGAACCAGUGUGUUUUCUCUCCCUCUCCCCCCUCUUUCCUUGUCUAUCUUCACAUUGUUAACUCUUAACCAAUUACACAGUGUCCUGUCUUGCAUCCUGUCCCCUUUUUUUCUGCUCGCACUCAUUUUCCCUCCUUCUUUCUUGAGGCCUUGUUGAGCCCUGAUAGGCUUGCUGGGGAUAAAACCUGGAGCUUGGGAGAGGAGAGGGACAUUUUGGAGCGAGAUGGCGAGAGGGAUGGUGGCCACGUACCUACAUGGAGUCCUUCUCUUGGCUCUGUGGAAACCUUCACUACAAGGAGGUGUAUAUAUACCUGCUGGUGGAGCAGCAGGAGGAGCUGGAGCCAGCAUAGGAGCUGGUGCAGGACCUGGAGCUGGAUUUGGCCCUGGAGGAGCUGGGACUGGAUUUCAGCCUGGUGGAGGAGCUGGACCAGGAGCAGGAGGAGCUGGUGCUGGUCUUGGAGGCUUUGGACCAGGAGCUGGUGGAGAGGGCUAUGGUGGUCACGGACCAGGAGGAGUCGGACCAGGAGGAGUCGGACCAGGAGGAGUCGGACCAGGAGGAGUUGGACCAGGAGGUUUCAGGCCCAGCACUUUCGGUCCAGGCAGUGGUGGACUGGGAGUCGUACCUGGAGGUGUUGGGGCUGGUGAAAAGCCUCCAAAAACAGGAGGUGGCUACGGUGGUCGUGGAGGAGUGACUGGAGGGUUUGGAGCAGGACAGGGACCAGGCGGAGUCGGGUCAGGUGGUUUUGGACCAGGUGGUGUUGGUCCUGGAGGAUAUGGAACUGGGCCUGGAGGAGUUAGUCCAGGUGGUUUUGGACCAGAACGCACUGGUCCAGGUGGCCAAGGCACAGGCCUUGGGGCAGGGGGUGUGGAUGGAGGAGUGCUUGGAGCAGGAGGCCACGGGACUGGCAGAGGUCAGGGAGCUGGAGGGCUUGGAGCUGGAACAGGCUACGUACCUGGAGGUGGCUAUGGAGGCUUUGGAGGUGGUUAUGGACCAGGUGGUGCUGGUCAAUACCUAGGAAAUGGUGGAACUGGACCCAAACCUCCUAAAACAGGUGGAGCUGGAACAUCACUUGGAGGAACAGGUUAUGGGCCUGGUGGUGCCGGAUUUGGGCCUGGUGGCGCAGGAGUUGGGCCUGGUGGUGCUGGAUUUGGGCCUGGUGGCGCAGGAGUUGGGCCUGGUGGCGCAGGAGUUGGGCCUGGUGGCGCUGGAUUUGGGCCUGGUGGUGCUGGAUUUGGGCCUGGUGGCGCAGGAGUUGGGCCUGGUGGUGCAGGAGUUGGGCCUGGUGGUGCAGGAGUUGGGCCUGGUGGUGCUGGAUUUGGGCCUGGUGGUGCUGGAUUUGGGCCUGGUGGCGCAGGAGUUGGGCCUGGUGGUGCAGGGUUUGGGCCUGGUGGCGCAGGAGUUGGGCCUGGUGGUGCAGGGUUUGGACCUGGUGGCGCAGGGGUUGGGCCUGGUGGAACGGGAUUUGGGCCUGGUGGUGCAGGAGUUGGGCCUGGCGGAACAGGAUUUGGGCCUGGUGGUGCAGGAGUUGGGCCUGGCGGAACAGGAUUUGGGCCUGGUGGUGCAGGAGUUGGGCCUGGUGGUGCAGGAGUUGGACCUGGAGGAGCAGGAGUUGGCCCUGGUGGAGCUGCUGUACCAGGAGGAGUUCCAAUGCUGCCACAGACUAGUACUACUGGGGGAGGACCUGGAGGAAAGAGCGGGGGUAAAGCAUCAAAACAAGUUCCAGGAGUUGGGGUGCCUGGACUCUAUCAAGGUGGAUUUGUACCUGGCCAAGGUUUUGGAGGCCGUGGUGUUCUCCCUGGAGUGGCCACAGGAUCUGGACUUGGGCCUCAGACUGGGGCCGGAGUACUCGGCCAAGGGGGUACUGGACCAGGAGGAGCAGGAAAUGGUCGUGGACAGCAGUUGCCUGGGGUUUUUCGUGGUUACCCUCUCAUAUCACCAAAAUCAGGUGCGGGCAAAUCGAAGAAUCUAGCCAAAGCUACAGCUAAAUACGGUGGAGCUGGAGCUGGAGGACGUGCACUUGGUCAAGGAGGUGCUUUGGGGGUUGGGGCUGGAAGACUCCCUGGAGGAGGAGCGGGAGUCGCACCUGGUUUAGGAGGUGGAUUUGGAACAGGAGGUGGACCUGGAUUUGGAAGUGGAGUUGGAACAGGAGGUGGACCUGGAGCUGUACCUGGAUUUGGAGGUGGAGUUGGAACAGGAGGUGGACCUGGAGCUGUACCUGGAUUUGGAGGUGGAGUUGGAACAGGAGGUGGACCUGGAGCUGUACCUGGAGCUGUACCUGGAUUUGGAGGUGGAGUUGGAACAGCUGGUUUAGGUUAUGGUCCUGGCGCAGCCAAAGCACGCAAAUACGGUCAGCCAGGCGGUGCAGGCACUGGUGCAUCUGGAGGCCUUGGAGGCGGAGGACCAGGUGGAGGAGUUGGCCUCGGCACGGGAGUGGGACCUGGCUCUGGGGUUGGAUUUGGUCCAGGUGGUGCCGGCACUGGGUCAGGUGGUCUUGGUUAUGGUCCUGGUGGUACUGGCACUGGUCCUGGAGGAGCGGGUUAUGGGCCAGGUAGAACUGGGUACGGGCCAGGUGGAACUGGGUACGGGCCAGGUGGAACUGGAACUGGAUUAGGAGGAGCAGGAACAGGACCUGGAGGGUAUGAUGCCAGUGCCAAAGCUCGUAAAUAUGGCAUGUUAAGUGGAGCACUUGGUACAGGAACAAGUACUGGAGGAGUCAGGCCUGAUGGUGGUACUGGCUAUGGACCGGGUGGAGUUGGACCAAGUGGUGCUGGUACUGGCUAUGGACCAGGUGGAGUUGGACCAGGUGGUGCUGGUACUGGCUAUGGACCAGGUGGAGUUGGACCGGGUGGUGCUGGUACAGGGUAUGGACCAGGUGGUGCUGGUACUGGCUAUGGACCAGGUGGAGUUGGACCAGGUGGUGCUGGCACUGGUCCUGGAGGAGCGGGUUAUGGGCCAGGUAGAACUGGAUACGGACCAGAUGGAACUGGAACUGGAUUAGGAGGAGAAGGCACAGGACCUGGAGGGUAUGAUGCCAGUGCCAAAGCUCGUAAAUAUGGCAUGUUAAGUGGAGCACUUGGUACAGGAACAAGUACUGGAGGAGUCAGACCUGGUGGUGCUGGUACUGGCUAUGGACCAGGUGGAGGUGUUGGACCUGGUGGUGCUGGUACAGGCUAUGGACCAGGUGGUGCUGGUACUGGCUAUGGACCAGGUGGAGGUGUUGGACCUGGUGGUGCUGGUACCGGCUAUGGACCAGGUGGUGCUGGUACUGGCUAUGGACCAGGUGGAGGUGUUGGUCCAGGUAGUGCUGGUACUGGCUAUGGGCCAGGAGGAGUUGGACCUGGUGGUGCUGGUACUGGCUAUGGACCAGGUGGAUUUGGACCUGGUGGUGUUGGAACAGGCUAUGGACCAGGUGGAGGAGUUGGACCUGGUGGUGCUGGUACAGGCUAUGGACCAGGUGGAGGAGUUAGACCUGGUGGUGUUGGCUAUGGACCUGGAGGUUAUGCUGGUGCCAAAGCCCGCAAAUAUGGUCUGCCUGGAGGUGCUGGAGGUGCCCUGGGUGCAGGAGGAGGGGUCCCAGGAGGAGGUGUUGGACUAACAACUGGUGGUGGACCUGGAGCAGGACUGGGGGCUGGUGGGAUACCUGGUUCUGGUGUUGGAACGGGAAGUGGACCGGGUGGCUUUGGACCAGGCAGUGCUGGAGGGCUUCCUGGAGGGACUGGAGGAGCACUAGGGACUGGAAGAACAGGAUAUGGACCUGGUGGAUAUGGGCCUGGAGCUGGUUACGGACCAGGUGGAGGCUAUGGUGCAGGACCAGCAGCUGGAUAUGGAACAGGCUAUGGAGCUGGAUCAAAACCUGCUAAAUACGGCUAUGGCACAGCAGGAUCUAAAGCUGCUAAGUAUGGGCAACCUGGUGGAGUUGUACCUGGGGCAAGAGGGACUGGCACUGCAGGAGCUAGUACAGGGACCAGCACAGAUAUUUCAGUGAAUGGCACUAGCACUGGCAGUGGUGCAGUGACAACCGCUGGACCCAGUGGAAGAGGACUUGGAGCCACAGGAGGUACACCAGCUCCAGCAUCAGAAGGUGAUGGUGGUGUUGGCAGUGUGAUAGAGGGGUCUGGAAGUUCUGGAGGAGAAGGAGGUACUGGUGUAGCUGGCAGACCAGUGGGUACAGGAGGUGAUGGAGAAGGCCUGGGUGGAACAGGAAUCCCCAUCAUUGGAGCAAAACCAGGAUUCAAUGGGACAGAAGUUCCAGGUUCCACAGGAGCUGCCCCUGCUGUCACUGGUUUACCUGUACCUGAGAUUGGAGGCGGGGCUGUACAACCAAGCGCUGGAACAGGUGUUGGUGGUACAGGACUUCCCUCUGGAGGUUCUGGUGGUGAUCUCUCCAGUGGGACACUGCCUGGAGCCAAACCUCUCAAACCCCCAGGUGUCCCCAGAGGCGACACGCCAGGUGAAGGAGAUGGAGAGGGAGAUCCUGAUGGAGAAAGAGGUGGUACAGGAGGCACAGGUGGAGGACCAGGAGGAGUAGGAGGGCGUCCUACCAGUGCAGGAGCAGCAGGAGGUGUUUCAGGUGGCAUAACAGAAGUGGGAAGAGGAGACAGUUCUGCUACUGGAACUGGAGUUGGACCAGGAGGUGCAGCUGUUGGAGUAGGAGGAACACCAAAACCGCCCAAAGCAUACGGACCUGAUGGGACUGUAGCAGGAGGCGUAACUAGUGGACCUGGUGGAGUAGGUGGGGUGGCAGGAGGAGGCACUGGGGCAGUUGGAGGAGGUCCAGGAGGAGUUGGAGGCGGUCCUGGAGGAGCAGCCUUGGUACCUGGGGCUGGUGGUCCUGGUGGAACAGGAGUCCUUAAACCUGGAAAAAGCUACAGUGCUGGUGGAGCUGGAGUUUUACCACGUGGAGGCAUCCGUUACCUGACUGGAGCUGGAGUAGGACAGGGAGCAGGAAAAACAGGAAAAGUAUAUGGGACUCUUGGAACAGGAGGCCAGGGUGGGGUUGGGCCUGGUGGUUAUGGAGCUGGUCCUGGUGGCUAUGGUACUGGUCCAGGAGGUUAUGGUGCAGGACCCGGAGAUUACGGGGCUGGCCCAGGUGGCUAUGGUGCUGGGCCUGGUGGAUAUGGAGUUGGACCUGGAAGUGUGGGAGGAGGAGGAGGAGUAGGCCCCGGUGGAGUCAAUGGUGGACUGGGGGGAUAUGGUGGUGGUGUUGGUCCUGGUGGUUCAAGAUAUGGUACAGGUUCAGGACUGGGUACCGGCACUGGCAAACCACCAAAAAGUUAUGGAGCAGGAGCUGGUGGUACUGGCUUUGGGCCUGGUGGCUAUGGGACUGGACCAGGUGGAGUUGGUUCUGGUCCAGGAGGUUUUGGACCAGGCGGCUUUGGGUCUGGCGGUCCUGGUGGCACUGGACCAGGUGGAUAUGGGCCCAGCACUGCCGGGACAGGACUGGGUGGUGUCGGAACCAGGCCAGGCAGUUUUGGACCAGGUGGUGUUGGGGUAGGACCAGGCACCUACGGACCUGGUGUUUAUACUGCUGGAGGUCAAGGACUGGGGACAAGAAAGCCACCCAAAUCAGGCUAUGGAUCAUCCUCACUGGGUGGAGCUGGCUAUGGGCAAGGUGCAGGGGUUGGACCUGGUGGAACAGGUACUGGACCUGGCAGAUAUGGGCCUGGUGGUUUUGGGCCUGCGGGCAUUGGACCAGGUGGUGCCGGCACAGGUACGGGUGGUUUUGGACCAGGGGGUACUGGCACAGGAACAGGAGGCUUCGGACCAGGUGGUGCUGGCACAGGAACGGGUGGCUUCGGCCCAGGUGGUGCUGGCACAGGAACGGGUGGCUUCGGACCAGGUGGUGCUGGCACAGGAACAGGUGGUUUUGGACCAGGGGGCCAAGGAUUAGGAAAAACAGGAGGACUGGGAGGAGGAACAGGAGGUGGUCCUGGUGGAGUUGGAGCUGGAGGAUAUGGUCCAACUGGAACUGGGACAGGCCCUUUUGGUUAUGGGCCUGGAAGUGCUGGACCUGGUGGUUAUGGGCCUGGAAGUGCUGGACCUGGUGGUUAUGGCCCAGGAGGUGCUGGAACUGGUGGUUAUGGCCCAGGAAGUGCUGGAACUGGGCCAGGGGUUUUUAGACCUGGUGGUGUGGGUGGAUAUGGACCUGGUGGCCAAGCACUUGGGAAAAGGAAGCCUCCUAAUUCAGGUUACGGCUCAUCGUUGGGUGGAACUGGCUAUAGACCAGGUAGUGUAGCAGGAGGAACAGGAGGUCCUGCAGGAACAGGCCAGGGAGUAGGAGGAGGAGCUGGCAGCCGACCAGCAGGGGAGGUUGGCCCUGGCUACGGUGGAGCGGCUGGUGGAGGCUACACAGGAUAUACAGGGGCCGGGCAAAAAUCCAAGGCACAAAAGGCAGCCAAAUAUGCAGCCAUGCAGGCCUUACUGGGAGCUGGGGGCUACAGAGGCGCUGGCUGUCAGGGUAAAUACUGUGGCCAAAGGAGGAAGUGAGAGACCAACAGACAGGAAGUGACCUCAUAAAAACAACAGUGGUGCUAUUGCAUGAUCCAAGAUUGUAAAUGUCUUACUUGCCAUAGAAGCUAAAGUUUCAACAUAUUCCACAUUUCACACAUACGCUUUCAUUUGCUUAGAAUUUAUUCAAGGGUCUCUUUCAGAAAGAGCAAUGGUUCUCAGCCUGUUAGGGUCCUGAUUCCUUAAAACAAGGCGAUGUCUCUGUUGCGGGCUGCUAUGCAGAGUGGUCCAUGUCGUACUGUUUUUUGGAUAGUUCAGCAAUUUGACUUUGGUCACAGAAUUAAAAAAAUUCACCAUUUCACAAGAAAAAGUGUAGCGUAAUCCUGGGGGAUUUAUUAUAAUAGUGAUUUUUUUCUCCCAUGAAUUACCUUGUGACUCUCCUGACUACUGGGCUGAGAACCACUGAAAUAAAGGACCAACAUUUCUUCUUAAAUGUUCAGGCCAAGCUGUACUAUAAUACACUUUUUGUUUAUUGUUGUUACGUUGAACAUCAUUUGUGUUCCUGUGUAAGUAUCACCAUGAAUCUUCUGGGUGAAGACUGAUACCAAGGACACCCUCAGGGCAGCUCCUCCAGACCUGUCUGCAUGCUGAUGUCAAUGUUUAAAAAGAAAUCUACAAGGCCACACUUUUAUCCAGUUAGACUGGAUUUUACUUCGGUCUGCAGAGUGUAAUGUUUGUUUUAUUAAUUUACUGUUUUAAGCUUUUACAUCAAAGUGCUUGGAUACACUUGGAUAAUCUGUACAGACAAAGAAACAGACAGCUGCUAUUUUGGGGGAACUGUGAACAAAAGGGACUCCAAGUGGAUCUUUUAUGGUGUGGUUUGAUUAGUCAUUAUCUGAUACCUGAAAAGCAGUCUGUGUUUUAACUGUGCUUAGGCCUCAGCAGUAUCAACAAAUUUGGAGGCUGAACGUCCUAUGCUGUUAACACUCGUGAGAUUCUUCCACUCCCUUCACAACAUUAAAGGCACUGUUUUAUAGCUACAUAACACUAAAUUGUAUUAGUGUAAACUUUUGGUUAACGUGCAUAUUUUUUCAUUAUUAGAAGGAGGUAUUUGUUAUGAUAUUACAUUUACUGUUGAGGAAAGCAUUCAAACUAAAUGUGAGGUAAUAUAAUUAGAAUACAUGAUUGCAUGAAUGCAUUUAAACGACAUCUGAGGAGCAUUGAUUACUGCGUUUUUCAUUUUUUGAUGUACCUCCUUUAACACUGUUAGAAAAUUGUUCACGUUUGCUAGUCUUUUUAAAUUAUGCUGACAAAAAGCAGAAAAAGUGAAGUGCUUUAUCUAUUUAGUCUCAUUUUUAUUAAAUCGAGUGCAUUAAUACAGUAUUAAAUAUUUGAGUAAUUUUGUGUGUGUGAGUUUUAACAGUUUUUAAACUUGUGUACUACUAUGAUAAAUAUAAGUGCUUUGUUUUCUACAUUGUCCUUGAAUGUGUGCUGAAUCACAAUGUAGUCUGUGAUGUCAUUUGGAUAAAAAGUGUAAUUGAGUCUCAUCUUGCAUUUGAGCUUACGUUUGUGUCUCUAUCGUGUAGCUCACGUUUUUUUAACAUCUGUGUUCUUUAUGUGGCCUAUGAAGAAAAUGAUGCACUUUUGUACACUUUCAGACAAUGCUCUCUGAAAUAAAAAAGAAAGACCGAUGA
Messenger RNA from Siniperca chuatsi (mandarin fish), 8164 nucleotides. It is a transcript of the gene elnb, whose product is annotated as elastin b. The transcript has 52 exons. NCBI's taxonomy places the organism in Eukaryota, Metazoa, Chordata, Actinopteri, Centrarchiformes, Sinipercidae. The record is from RefSeq and is a predicted model, not a curated record. Bases 246 to 6509 code for a protein of 2087 amino acids.